GCGCUCUUUCAUAGGCAGACGACACUUUGUGAUUGCAAGAGAGGCCGUCAGAGAGCGCGAGAGCGUGCAGCGCGUGGUCGUCUGCUCUUCGGGAUUGUAGAACCAUUUCCAACACCAAACGGUAUACUCGUCUGUCAUGUCGUCUGCCCAUGUUCUUUUGUUGGUCUUUCUAGCGGUUUUACAAGUUAUAGCCCAGCCUGAAAAUGGUGACAAAUCCAAGCAAGAUGCAGCUUCAGUACAGAGAACGGAACAUUCCACUGGGACGACGUCAUACGACAAAGUAUCAGAUGAAACAAGACUCCGAGAGGUCAUCGACAAAUUUGUAAAAGGAUGGGACUUCCACCAAAAUACUGGCGCAACAAAAACCAGGCCCACGCGUUCCAAAAGAUGGGCAGAGUCGGAGAAGAGGCCCAGUUAUUACUACAGCUCCUACAUGCCUACCAGAUACGACAACCAGAGAUGGCGGUAUCCUAGCAACCUGAUGGCAAUACUACGUGGUGCCAAGCGAAGCUGGGUGGAGGAGCCCAGGCCGAGUAACGAUCGUUGGGCGUAUCCUAGCAACCUGAUGGCGUUGCUGAGGGGGAAGAAAAGCGCCAUGUACGAACCAGAGGACACGGAUGAUGUUGAAGGAGAGGCUGUGCAGAACGUGAUGGACCGCCUUGCGGAUGGAUGGCAGUACUUUGUUGAGCACUACGUCCCGGAGGAGAGUUCCAAAAGAUCUUCUGGAUGGGACAAUGAUCAGAGAACCGGGAACUCAAGAAAUUUUAGGCCAUAUGGUGCACGUCAGUUCUUGGUGCUGAACGGAGGAAGGUAUAUCAUUGGUUGAAGGUCAAGUGACUAUCAUACAUUGAAGUACAAUCUGCUGAAACAUACCCAGAUCAUACAAAUGCAGGUCAAACGAAAAACAUAAACGUUGUGUAAGCUUGCACAAUAGUGUGAUUACAAUGCACAUUAUCACAGCACUGGGGACAUUGUAUCGACUGUCAACAUGUAUCUGAGUGAACUCUCAACGUUUUUUAAUAUAUUUUGCGAAGGAAAUAUUCCAGAUUCUUUCUCAUGAGCAACUAUGGUACAUCGGUGUCUUCUGCUUCAUCUCUUGGAUGACGUCAUCUUGUUCUUGCUAUUUCAACUACUGGUGCUAUGACGAGGCUCAUUUUUGUGACUGUGGGUUUCUUUAUUUUCUCUUGGAUUUGGCUUAAGUAGCUCUCACCUGUUAAUACAUCGUCGAUGUUGCUAUCCAUAUCAUUAUUAAAGUGUUACUUUCA
Messenger RNA from Haliotis rubra (blacklip abalone), 1265 nucleotides. RefSeq lists its product as uncharacterized. The record is from RefSeq and is a predicted model, not a curated record. The transcript is spliced from 2 exons. NCBI's taxonomy places the organism in Eukaryota, Metazoa, Mollusca, Gastropoda, Lepetellida, Haliotidae. Bases 137 to 826 code for a protein of 229 amino acids.